AUGACACUGAGGUGGUGCUGCAAAGUUGGAGAAUACUACAGUCACGAAGGUAGAGUAAGGAGUAGUAUCCCUAUCUUGAAUAAACUCUGUACUCGACCAGAGGGAUCAUCAAAUCAUCAGUUCCGUAAAAAACGUUUAAUUGACUCAACAUCCUAUGCAGAUAGACCAUUGUCAAUUUUUCAAGCUUCAUACAUUGUAAAUAUUCUAAGAUCUGGAGUUAGUUACUGUUCUGGAACUAUUUUAUCCAACAGUAUUGUGAUAACUGCUGCUAACUGUGUUAAUGAGAGAAAUGUAAAUUAUAUUAUUCUAUCUGGUUCACUCUCGAGACACCAGGGCAAGAUUCACAUUAUAAAAAGGAUAUUAAAACACCCACGGUUUAAUCCAAGAACUUUGACAUACAAUCUUGCCUUGAUAAGAGUUUUUCCAUAUUUCCAGUUUGGCUUGGGAAAACUAAAUCAACCAAUUCCUCUACACAGUCCAGUUUACAUAAGACCUGGUACUCCUCUCAGCUUCGGCGGUUGGGGAUGCGUCCGUACGAUACCGAAAAUAUUAUUUCCGGAUGAGCUCAAAAUGAGCCGUAUACCGCUAAUGAGUCGACAAUUAUGUCAACAAUAUUAUCGCGAAGCUGUUCAAAUUGGAGAAGAAACAAUAUGCGCUCUUGAUAAAAAUUCGAAAGUAGGCAGUUGUUUGGGUGAUGAAGGUGGUCCUCUAGUUCGUAAUUACGAACUCGUUGGUGUUUUUUCUUUUCGAAAAGGAAUUUUGAAUGGGCGUAAUCCAGAAAUUUUUACGGACGUACGGAAUCCGGGAAUUAGACAAUGGAUUACUUCUACUAUGCAAAAUAUUACCAUGUGGGUUUCAUACCCUCGUCCUCACAGAAAAAACUAG
Messenger RNA from Belonocnema kinseyi, 885 nucleotides. RefSeq names its product trypsin-like. NCBI's taxonomy places the organism in Eukaryota, Metazoa, Arthropoda, Insecta, Hymenoptera, Cynipidae. Bases 1 to 885 code for a protein of 294 amino acids. Gene Ontology annotation, molecular function: serine-type endopeptidase activity. The record is from RefSeq and is a predicted model, not a curated record. The transcript is spliced from 4 exons. Gene Ontology annotation, biological process: proteolysis.